Messenger RNA from Lates calcarifer (barramundi perch), 2023 nucleotides. It is a transcript of the gene mal2, whose product is annotated as mal, T cell differentiation protein 2. Gene Ontology annotation, biological process: myelination. Lineage: Eukaryota; Metazoa; Chordata; Actinopteri; Centropomidae. The transcript is spliced from 4 exons. Gene Ontology annotation, molecular function: structural constituent of myelin sheath. The coding region runs from base 168 to 728 and encodes 186 amino acids. The record is from RefSeq and is a predicted model, not a curated record. Gene Ontology annotation, cellular component: membrane.
ACCUGCACCUGUCCGACCUGUUUUUGGGAGGGGGACACAUGACUCCCGAGGAAUUUCGCUCGCUGCUCCCGCUCCUUUGUUGAACGGAGUCUUUUCUUCAGUGGGAGACAGGGGGUGAGAGGCAGAGGAGAGGGGGAGACAGAGAGAAGACAGAGGGAGACACAGAGAUGUCGGAACCAGCCGCUAAUCCCGCUGCCACCUCGUUCCCAGCGCCAACUAUUUCUCUACCUUUGGGACUGGAAGUAUUGAGGACUUACUCUGGAGCCCUGGUCUGUUUAGAAAUAUUAUUUGGUGGCUUAGUAUGGAUCCUGGUGGCUUCCUCCGAUGUGCCCGUGCCUCUGCUGCAGGGAUGGGUGAUGUUUGUCUCUGUCACUGCCUUCUUCCUUUCCUCCGCCUACCUCACACUCCUCAUCACCGGCCUGGCUGACCGCAUCAACACUGACUGGAACUUCUUGGAUGUGUUUUACCAUUUCAUAGCUUUGCUUUUCUACUUUGCUGCCUUCGUGUUGGAGGCAGCAACUACAGCAGCAAAUGGAGGAGCCCACGUCAAGCCACUACCUAACAGCACUGACACUGUCCUGUGUAUAACCUACCCUCGAGGCAAUAUAUUCACAGUCCUGAGUGACAAGCAAUACAGUAUUAACGUGGCAGCAACGAUAUUUGCAUUUGUGGUGACACUAUGCUACGGCUGCAGUAUGUUGAUGGGCUUCAAGAGGUGGAGGAUGUAACCAUGAAAACUGACAUAACCUAAUUUUACAAAUGCUUCAUAACUUCAGUGUGUGUUAAAACAUUACAAAGCUCCACACAGAGCACUGUCCUCAGUUCAGGUCAGUGCAAACUAUAUUAUUUCCUUAUAGGAAAUUCCUGUCAGCAAGCGAUCACAACAUCAAAGCUACACUGGGAAAAGUAUGGAUGACAAAAUUUCUGUUCAGAUUUCUGGACAAUAAUAUUCAUACAGCAAUAGAUUGUUGAAGUAGGUUGUGUCUGUGCUGUUAAGUAUAUUUUGAGAACAGCAAUGAAGAACAGCAGUUGCUGUCCAGUUAGCACCAAAUGAAUUUCAUUCCUCUGCUGCUAACCUGAUGAUUUCACUGUUCUGCAGCCUUCCUUAAUGUUGCCAGGAAAAUCUGUGUGAAGUUAGGGAAAGUGGUGCAUUUUUAGGCUAUGCAGGGCAAUUUUGCAAGAUGUGUGUGAUGCCUCUGACAGUUAUAGUUCUGUUUUCUUACCCACUUCAUACAAGUAAUUAUACAAGUAUUGCUCCAUUUCCUGAGUCACAUCCUCACCAAAGAAAAUAUUUCCCAUUUCCAUUACCACAAAAACACGUGCACAUGUGCUGUUAAAAGGAUAUGCACAAGGACGUUAAUGUGAUGCUUUUUUUUUUUUUUUUGGAAAGACCCUGAAAGGCAAAUUAAUUGCUUUCACUGUUCUUCAGUUACCUUGGUGCUAAGGAGCUGCCAACUCACUCUAGAUUUAACAUGUCUGUUGUUACAUUUUUACAUGUGGCCAUUAUUUAAAAUGUAAGUUGAUUUGAUAUUUGAAUUUUCAAAGUUUUAAUUACCUGUUAUGAGCACUUUUUGUUGGGUUUUUUCAGCAUAUCUGGCAUAAUUGAUUCACUGUAUUGUAACUAUUGUGCUACACAGACAAUAUUUAUCACAUAAUAGUAUCUGUUACUGUCCUGAAUGGCUAAAUCCAGUGACUUAUUGUUAAAUAUAAAUUGACCAAGGUCUGGGUUAAAUACUGUACAUCUGUCAUUCCUGUGAGUUCUAAUAAAAACUAAUCAUUUAAUCUGAUCAUCAAUAAAAUGCUUUUGUCAGCUACUAUAUUUCAAACAGUGAUCAGUGAAUUGUUUAAAUAUAUGUUUUAUGUAGUAUGUUUUUAGUGUUUGACCUUUAAUGCAUCAUUAAAUUGUCCAAAUCAUUAACUAUCUUACUUGCAACAUGAUUUAGUAGUAGUAUUUAUUGUAUAGUUUUGUUUGCAUUAGGCUAUUAAAAGUUAUUAUUGAUUUUAAAUAGUUUUAAAUUGAGAA